CGUUCACUCUCUACACCAUUUCUCACCACCCUGCGCGCCUCCUGCACUACAGCUUAAGCUCUGUGUGGGGAACUGGGCAUUGAUCCCUGCCUACCCACCGGAGAAGCUCGGAUCUUGGCAGUAGGGCAUCGGGUUUCGGUGGCAAGGAGCUAGAUCUUGGGCUUGCCGGUCGAUCAUAGAUGGAGGCGGUUAGAUCCACCCCCGUGGAGAUAAGAAGCAUUUGACUCUGAGGAGCUGGUUUUAGUCGCCAGAGAGUCAACGAUAUCGAGGUGCAUCACCAACCAAUUCAACUUAAGUUUACUGAUGGGAAGAUGUGGGCACUUCUUUUUAGUUCCAUCAGACGAUUCAGACAUCCUAAAACUGGGUUUUAGUUCGUCAGUCAUGCCACACUGCAAGGCUGUCCCUAGUCAGAAGUUACAGGACAUAGCUAUGGAACCAGAGGAUGUAUCAUUUCAAUUCUUACAAGAAAUUACAAAUGGUUUCUCUAAGAACCGGAUACUUGGUGAAGGAGCAUUUGGAGUUGUUUACAGGGGAGUAACUAAAAAUGGUGAUGAUGUUGCUGUGAAAAAACUGAAGCUUCGUCCUGAUGUCAAUCUUGACAUGAAGCUGUUCCAAAAUGAGUUCUAUAACCUCACAAAACUUAAGCAUCAAAACGUUGUACAGAUUCUUGGCUAUUGCUAUGAAACAGAGGGAAAACAUUUUAUCCAACCUGAUGGAAGUAAGGUGUUUGUUGAUGAAAUCCAUAUAGCUCUCUGCUUCGAGUAUUUGCACAAUGGGAGUCUCGAAAAGCAUCUUUCCGAUGAUUUUGAUAAACUUGACUGGAACACCCGGUUCAAAAUAAUUAAGGGAAUUUGUGACGGUCUGAAGUAUAUUCAUGAUGACUUGGAAGAACCUAUCUACCACUUGGACCUAAAACCUGACAAUAUAUUGCUAGAUAUGGAAAUGGUGCCAAAGAUUGCAGGUUUUGGUUUGUCCCCAAUCUUUGGUAAUAAACCAACACGGAUCACAGAAAACCCAUAUGGGACACCUGGGUACCAGCCACCAGAAUAUAUCGAAAAAGGUGAAAUCUCAGCAAAGUUUGACAUAUUCAGCUUGGGUGUUGUCAUUAUAAAGAUUGUGUUAGGAUCCAAGGGCUAUCCCAAUUGUCUUGAUCAAGUCCAAACAAACUGGAGGAAUAGGUUGCAGGCAACAUGUACAGAUGAUUUGUUUAAAGAAUAUUGCCACCAAGUAGACACAUGCAUUCAGAUAGCAUUGAGCUGUGUGGAGAUAGAUAGCUGCAAAAGGCCUGAUAUAGUGACAAUCACUGAGAAGCUGAAUGAGAUUGAAAUUGACGUUCGUGAGCUUCCCAAGAAAGGAUGUCAUGGAACUGUUUCCAGAAUUCCAAUCGAUAAUAGCAAGAUAGAGAUGAGAACAGAAUCAAGGGAUAUCGCAAAUCAACACCAGAAUAUUAUUUUGAGGCCAGACCCUAGUUGCAAUGAUGCAUUGGAAACAUCAUCAGAUAUGGUAGAAGAACACAUUGUAGGGAGGGCAGAAGAAAAAGAGAAAGUAAUGGCCUCUUUGCUUGAGGCCAUAUCAGAAAAGAUCGUAAUCCUUCCUAUACAUGGUAUUGGAGGCAUUGGCAAGACAACUUUUGCAAGACUGAUUUAUAAUGAUCCAAAGUUCAAUUGUUAUUCUAAGGUAUGGGUCCAUGUUUCCCAGAGUUUUGACUCAAAUAAGAUUUAUGAGUCUAUAAUUUUACAGUUAUCUGGAAAAGAGAGUCUGGCUAAUAAUGAAAGUAAGAUGGUACAUAGUUGCCUCAAGAAACUACUUUGUGGUGAGAAGAUUUUGAUUGUUUUAGAUGACUUAUGGGAGGAUAAUCAGUUCCUAUUGCAGGAGUUGAAGGAUAUGUUAUAUCAUGAUGAGAGCAAUAUAACAAUUUUAGUAACAACACGUAGUGAACGUGUUGCGGAAAGAAUUUGUACUAACCUUCAACCACAUAGGAUAUUACCCUUGACAAAUGACAUGUGCUGGGAUAUAAUAAAACAAAAAAGUGGUUUCAAAGAUAGAAAUGAUAAAGAACAGCUCGCAGGUAUCGGACGGGAGAUUGCUCAGAAGUGUGGUGGUGUGCCUUUAGCAGCUCUAUCUCUUGGGUUCACUUUACGGUCCAUGAAUUUUGAUGAAUGGAUCAAAGUGAAAGACAAUGAUAUCUGGAAUGAACCUGUUUCAAAGGAUUUAUUUUUUCCAAAUCAUGUUCUUGCAUCCUCGAUGUUAAGUUAUCACUAUAUGUCUCCAUGUUUGAAGCCAUGUUUUACCUAUUGUGCAACCUUUCCAAAAGGUCAGAAAAUAGUUAAAGAUUAUCUUAUUUACCAAUGGAUUGCUUUGGAUUUCAUCAAGCCAACAAAACUACACACGAAUAUGGAGGUUUGUGAGGGAUAUAUUUUGCAGCUCCUUGGAUUGUCUUUUUUUCAACAACCAACGUCACCUAAGACUUGUGAAGCGUACUAUGAAAAAGUUACAUUUUUCACCAUGCAUGAUGUGGUGCAUGACUUGGCAAUUUCACUCCUUGGCAAUAAAAUUCUGGAUCAGAGCAAACAAGGCACUACUUGGGGAAGCAGCUGCCAAUAUGCAUUGCUCAACGUGUGUAGCUGAUCACUGAAGU
Messenger RNA from Panicum virgatum (switchgrass), 2638 nucleotides. Its product is annotated as cysteine-rich receptor-like protein kinase 11. The transcript has 8 exons. Gene Ontology annotation, biological process: protein phosphorylation. Gene Ontology annotation, molecular function: ATP binding; ADP binding; protein kinase activity. The record is from RefSeq and is a predicted model, not a curated record. NCBI's taxonomy places the organism in Eukaryota, Viridiplantae, Streptophyta, Magnoliopsida, Poales, Poaceae. The coding region runs from base 304 to 2628 and encodes 774 amino acids.